UAUAUUUUCCCCACAUAUGCCAAAUGAAUUGAAUCCUGGCAUUUGACAACCACCGAGACAGGAACUUUCUUUGCUGUCUGGGAAGAGAAGAUAGUUCUCCUUUUCAAGGUCCUAUGACUAUGACUGCAAGCACUUAUAGUGUCUAUUAAGCCCAUAAACUGCAUUAUAGGAAAGCAAAGCAUAUGACUACAUGCUCCUACAAAGAAAAUAUUUGUAGUGUUUUGGGCUGGGUCUUACCGUUAAGUAGAGUGCUUAUACAUCUGUAAAGGGGUUGGAGGAAUGUGAGAUGAUGCACAAAAUGUAACUCAUUCAGCAAGAUGUCUAACCUGUCUGGUUGAUAUGGGUUGGGCACAAUUUGAUCAUCCUUUUAUGGUCAAAACCACAUCCAUUCACUCCUGCCUCUUCCAUGGUAUAAAAGAGGUCUGGAGGGUUCAUAAAGUCACUUGGCUGAAAACGUCUAGGCGGCAAGUCAUCCUCACAUUGAGGUCUUCUGGCUCUGGAAACACCUCUAGCUCAGUCUUCUUCAUCAUGAAACUCAGACCCAGUGCCACAACGUUCUGCUCCAGGUCCAGGCCACCUCACAACCUCCGGGUGUUGCUGCUGCUGUCGUUGCUCCUCGCUGCGCUAGUUCCCACUACCACUGGACAAUCUCAUGUCAAAGAUCCAUAUCUGGAAAUGCGCUGUGUAUGCUUGAACUCAGUCUCUGGAAUUCAUCCCAAUGGUAUAAGCACUUUGGAGUUGAUCAGACCGGGAGCCCACUGUGACAAAGUGGAAUUGAUAGCUACACUGAAGGUUGGGAAGAAAAUCUGCCUGGAUCCUACAGCUCUUGGAGUCAAGAAAAUUGUCAUGAAACUGUUGGAAGGUUAAUCUGUUGCUUCUUAAUCUGUUGGCUUUCUGCCAAAUCAUUUUGAUGUCCAGGAAACCUAGGAUUUUGAGAUUUUGAUUUUCUAGAGUCAUUUCUUAUUAUGAAAAUGUAUAAUUUUACAUUUUGUCUCAGAAAUUGUGUUUUAUUUUGAGAACAUUGGUUAAAAGAUGAUACAAAGAAGAUAAAAUGAGUAAAAUGAGUGAAUCUCUUUGUAACAUAUAAUUUACGGUUUAUUAUGUAAAUCUUGACUAAACAAUGUGUUUUGCAUUUCUUUAUUUGAAGUUUUCUUUUCAAACACAUUCAUGUCACAUUUUCUUUCUGUAUUUUAUUUUUAGGAUAGAUGCACACAUGGUGAUUAAUAUGUUUCACAAUGGGAUCUCACAGAGACAAUCAUGGCACAUUAGCUCAGCAGAUGCUUUUUCAAAAAUUUAGGCAUUUAGAGGUUUUUCAGUGUCUUAGACCUAGAAUUCCUGGUUUCAAAGCAAUCUCUGACACAUUUUCUGGUAUUUAUUCUAACCUUCAAACCUUCACCAUAAUAAAGUU
Nannospalax galili (Upper Galilee mountains blind mole rat) is the source of this 1408-nucleotide messenger RNA. RefSeq names its product platelet basic protein. Gene Ontology annotation, cellular component: extracellular region. Gene Ontology annotation, biological process: neutrophil chemotaxis; cellular response to lipopolysaccharide; inflammatory response. The transcript is spliced from 3 exons. The record is from RefSeq and is a predicted model, not a curated record. The coding region runs from base 340 to 867 and encodes 175 amino acids. NCBI's taxonomy places the organism in Eukaryota, Metazoa, Chordata, Mammalia, Rodentia, Spalacidae. Gene Ontology annotation, molecular function: chemokine activity; CXCR chemokine receptor binding.